GAGCGGCUCGACGAAUAGGAAUACUCGUACUAUUUAUCAGCAUUACAUCGUUAUUGGUUCCUUUCUGGCACUUCCUCUCUGUUUCGAUAUGGGAUAAUCGAAAAAAGAAAAGGGAAAAACCCUUUCUCUAUCGCAUUUGAACCUGUGACUGUAACGGUCUUUCAUAUUCUGUUAGUUGUGUGUCGCUCGUUAUUUCAUUCUGUACAAUUAUGCAAGUAUCUAUGAUAUUUUAAUCAGAUUAAAUAAUUUGAUUGUUCUUUAAUUCACGCUACUAUCAAACGAGUGUAUGUAAAACAGACUGAUUUUUUGCACAACCAUCCACUUUGAGAGACGACGAGGUUACAAUAGUAAAAAGCACAAAUGGAUGAAACAGAUCAAAAUGAAAAUCUAAAUAUGAACAAUAAGGGCAACAAUCAAGAAAAGAAUGGCAGUUGGCCACAGUUGCAUUCACUUGUAGAGCAUUCUUUCGAUCCAAGUUUCGACAGAUAUGUAACCAGACAUAAUGGAGAGGAAAUACCAAUAUACAGGAGCAGUCAUCUUGCUAAUAGGGCUUUUGAUAUCAUAAAUGAAAUGCAAAAGAUAAAUAUGAUGAGUGACGUAACCUUGGUGACUGAUGAUGGGUUGGAAAUAACAGCUCAUAAAAUGAUCUUAAGCGCAUGCAGUCCUUAUUUUUACGCAAUGUUUGGGAACUUUGGUAAAAAUGAAGAGAACCGUAUCAUGCUUAAUGGAAUAAAUCAUGCUAUUCUGAAGCUUUUGAUCAAUUUUAUAUAUUCCACCCAAAUUCACAUAACCGAAUGUAACGUACAGUCUUUACUGGCAGUUGCGAAUCUCCUACAACUAACUGUUGCCGUCAAUGCAUGUAGUGACUUUCUCUUGAGACAAUUACAUCCUUCCAACUGUCUGGGAAUAAGAGCAUUUGCUAAUCAAUAUGACUGUUUUGAACUUCUCGCUCAAACAAAUGGUUACAUUGAGCAUUAUUUCUCAGAUGUUAUACAGUAUGAAGAGUUUCUUUCAUUGCCUGCACAAACACUACUGAAACUUAUUUCUAAUGACCGUCUUGCAGUUCCUUCUGAGGAAAUCGUGUUCGAUUCCGUGAUAUUGUGGAUUAAUCAUGACAAAGAGAAGAGAGAGGAAUGUCUAACAUUAUUAAUUGAACAAGUACGGCUACCGCUGAUGUCCCACAAGUAUCUGUUGGAAAGAGUGUGGGAAGAGAAGAUGAUCAAAGCGAGUUCACAGUUUCAAGACUACUUGAUAGAAGCUUUGAAAUAUCAGUUAUUCAAAGAAGCAGGAGAAUCUCUGUUUGAGACAUCAAGGACCAAAUCUAGAGUACCUCACGAGCUACCAAAAUUGCUAGUAGUAGUUGGUGGUAGUUUACCAAAAGCUGCUAAAAGUGUAGAAUGCUUUGAUUUUCGGACAAAGAAAUGGUACCCAUUGGCGGAUUUGCCAACAGAAUUCAUCAGGGGUGGAAUAGCCCUUUUCGAAGAUAAAAUAUAUACAGUGGGAGGCUGUACCUUAAAUAAAACACCACUAACAAAGAUGAAUGUUUAUGAUCCAGCUACCGACCAAUGGUCAGCUGGUAAAGAAAUGAGGAUUAAACGUACGGAUCUGGGCGUUGCUUUGCUUGAUAAUGCCAUUUAUGCUAUCGGUGGAAUGAAUCCGAGUGUAUUCAAUAACUCAUGUGACGCAUUUGAUCCAAAAACACAAAAGUGGAAUGGAAUAACACCAAUGCCCAAAAUUUGCACCGGCUUCGCAGUAGCCGUAUUGAAUGGCUUGUUGUAUGUUGUUGGAGGCUACUGUAGCGAACGGAGAUGCCAUUUAUCCAGCGUACUGUGUUACGAUUAUGAAACUGGAAAGUGGAAUUCUAUAAAUGAUACAAAUUUUAAUAGGUAUAAUGCUGGUGCAGGUGUUUUAAAUGGGACCCUGUAUGUUGUCGGAGGUCAAAACGGGGGAGGUGUUUUAAAAAGUGUUGAAGCUUUUGACCCACAAACUAAGAAGUGGCAACAAGUGAAGGAUAUGCCUGAGGGUCGCGAACAUGUUGCUGUGGUGGGAUUUGGUAAGCACCUCUAUGUGGUUGGAGGGAACGAUGGUGAAAAGUAUUUUACAUCGGUUAAUGUGUACUGCCCUAAAAGCGAUACCUGGGAAGUUCUGUCAAGUUCUAUGAGCAUUGAACGAGGUUCAACGUCUGUUGCCAUCAUCAAUAAACCUUAUAACUACAUUUAAUUUUUUCUAAUCACGGAUAUAUAGGUCGGAAGCGUAUAAGUGCAUGCGAAUACAUUACAUAUAUAUAUUUUUUUAAUUAUAUUAUUUUUCUUUUUCUUUUGAAAAAAACGAUCGAAAAAAAAGAAUGGAUAAUAUACGUUGUCUGAAUAAGGGUUUGAAGAUAUGGUUACUGCAAGACAUAAGUAUUAAAAGAGGAAUAUGUAUUUUCUACUCAUUAGUUUUCCACGAAAUAUAUAGCUUGUGUGCCAAAUAAUAUUUAAACUUUGUGUGUUUGUUACAUAUGAUGAUUAAAUAGGGAUAUAACUUUUUUACAUUUUUAUAUUGUAUAGCUAAUCAGUAAUUUGUAGUUCAUUUUAAGUUAUUAAACGAUCAAAAUACCUGGAAAGUUUCUUCUGGUUUCUGAAACAAAAUUUCACGAAUAAUAUUGUUUAUGUUGAAAUAAGAGUACACUAGCGACUUGAGCAAAUGCAAAUCUUAUAAACCAACAAAUAUGUAAUUCGCUAACAAAUUGGAAAGAAUACAAAAUAAAAGUUGAUGAGUAUUACAUAUUGAAAAAAA
Cephus cinctus (wheat stem sawfly) is the source of this 2778-nucleotide messenger RNA. Its product is annotated as kelch-like protein 2. NCBI's taxonomy places the organism in Eukaryota, Metazoa, Arthropoda, Insecta, Hymenoptera, Cephidae. The record is from RefSeq and is a predicted model, not a curated record. Bases 361 to 2220 code for a protein of 619 amino acids. Gene Ontology annotation, molecular function: protein binding. The transcript is spliced from 10 exons.